Punica granatum (pomegranate) is the source of this 1043-nucleotide messenger RNA. The record is from RefSeq and is a predicted model, not a curated record. Lineage: Eukaryota; Viridiplantae; Streptophyta; Magnoliopsida; Myrtales; Lythraceae.
CAGGAGAACCUUUCUCCUUCGUCAGCAAUGGCGGUUCGCUUGUGGAGGAGGAGGCUCCCUCCGUCGUCGGAACCGACGAUCUUGCUUCAGAGAUGCACGGCGGCGGCCUUUCUGGGCCGCACUGGUCCAAGGUGGGCCUCCUCCUCGACUUCGUCGUCCACAUGUCCUUCGCCAGAUGGAACCCCGUCGAAGACGCAGAAGAAGAUAACCGACCGUCUGUCGGCAGUCAUAGAUGCCGUCAAUGACCGGAAGCUCCCUCCCGAGCUCCGCGGCCAACGCAAUUCAGUCAGAUCUGAGACUGAUAUCAUUAAUAUCGUCGAGCAGAGGAUAUGGCACUCAAUGGAGGAAGGGCAUUUUGAGAACUUACCAGGUAAAGGAAAGCCUCUCAACCUCAGCGUCAAUCCCCAUGCAGACCCUGCUGAAGACACCCUAUAUAGAAUCCUUUCAAAGAACGGAUGCGCUCCAGAGUGGGUUGAGCUUAAUAAAGAGAUUCGAAGUAAGAUUUCUGAAUGGCGGUCCGCCUUGAAGAAAGCAUGGACAAGUAGAGGCAUUGGAAAUAAUUCCCAGUGGACCGAGUCUGCUGAGGCUUUGAAAGUUCAAAUGCGUGAUAUCAAUGAUAAGGUUUUCAGGUACAACCUCAUUGUUCCUUUUGGGCGGCAGAUGUUUGGGUUGAAAUGGGAGAAAGAAAUAGAUCGGCUGAAAGAAGAAUCCUGAUCGGGAGAGGUUCUAGAUGGCCGGAAAAUGAUGCGUUUUGUACUGGGGGACGAGCUCUUGUUGUAGUUAUCAUCCCUAUGCUAUAGCUCGGCCUCUUAUAGGUUUUUAGUUCUCCCUGCAACAACCUGAAAUUUACAUACCUACCUAAUUGAGCAGUUGCUGAAUCUUCUGGAGGUUUUAAUUACGAGGGCCGGGUACUGCUACUUGGGGCUUUGCAGCAAAAAUGGUGUAUGUAAAUGUAGCGAACGGACCAUGUUUUCUGCCGAUUUUGUUUGCACCAUGGUUUGUUGAAUUCGUACCAUCUUGAACACAGGAUCUUUCGUGGCUUA